AUGACUCGAUUCUUACAGACUUUGAAGAAGCAUAGCGACAAUACCCGAGUCUACGAAAAUCUGUGGAUACUAACCGCACAAUUUACUGUUCCCGCGAAUUCCGCCUACCAGAACCUGAUCUAUGGGGACAGCCGGUACUGGCAGGCGAGAAUAGGGGAAUUCCAUAGAGGCAAUAUUCAGCCGAAUAUUUACAAGGCUCCAGAGGUCCUCUUUGAUAUAGAGUGGAGCUUCAAUGUUGAUAUAUGGAAUGUUGGCGUGAUGGCUUGGGAUAUGUUCGAGGACAGGCAUUUGUUCAAUGCCCUUAAUGAGGACAGGCAAUACUCGCCAUCUCAUCACGUCGCUGAAAGGGUGGCAUACCUAGGGCUGCCCCUAUUCACUUCUUGGAACGUAGGAAGUGGUUAA
Molecule: messenger RNA, 402 nt
Organism: Penicillium alfredii
Lineage: Eukaryota; Fungi; Ascomycota; Eurotiomycetes; Eurotiales; Aspergillaceae
Product: protein kinase domain protein
Exons: 4
Coding region: 1-402 (133 amino acids)
Source: RefSeq, a predicted model, not a curated record